Coregonus sp. 'balchen' is the source of this 5298-nucleotide messenger RNA. The record is from the annotation of a GenBank genome assembly. NCBI's taxonomy places the organism in Eukaryota, Metazoa, Chordata, Actinopteri, Salmoniformes, Salmonidae.
GUGAUUACGAAACUGGGCACAAUACCAGUUCAGAAACAUGAAGCUAAGGUCAGCCUUUUAUGUUUGGAAGGUCUUGCUUUUCCAAGACUUAUCAAGACAUUUCCAAGUACGUAUUAUUGCUUAAUAACAGCAGUUCCAAGAACGUAUUAUUGCUUAAUGGUUAUUAAGCAAUAAUACAUUCUUGGGAAUGUCUUGAUAUUCUUGGAAAAGCAAGUCGUUCCAAACAGAAAAGGUUGACCUUAGCUUCAAUAACAACUGUGGCACCAUUUAGGAUAUCACUGUGCUGCAAGUGAUUAUUGUUCUAUUUUCUCUUAUUUCCGUUGUAUUGCUGGACGGACGUUUAUUCGGUUCUCCAUGUGUUUUCAAUGUGACAAACUCCACAUUGCUCACACAAGCUCCAAAUACCUCUCAGCCCGUUCAGUUUCUUUAAGCACAUGGAUAUAAACUAACAUCUGAUCUGAAGAUAUUGAAAUAUUCGUUUUUUUUGAGAGCCCGCUCGAAUAUGUGGUGUACAUUUUGAUUUAAAAACAAGUUCUGUUAUGGUGACGUAACCCUUCGGAAUCCUAAUCCUCCGACGUAGCACGUUCAUUAUUGUGACUGUAAUGAUUUUAUUUGCAUCAUGUUCUGUUCUAGUAUUCCCAUGUUUAUUAUCCAACGCUCUGCAAUGGUGGUCAGUUCUGACGCAGGUCUGUCAGUACAGCACCAGCCCGAUGUAGAGCAGUCCAAACACGUUGCUAUUACGUCAAUCUAACAUUGGACGGAGAAAACCUAAAUAGGCUGUUUGUGGCUAUGUCUGUUGUCAUUGUUGUGCAUUUUUGGGGUUGGUAUUGUGUAGCUCAUACAAAGUGGACACUAAUGCAUGUUGUCUAGUGGCUGGUGUUGAAGUGGCCAGACCGCCGCGAAAGACUGAAACAGCCUCAUCGACCGACUCUGGACCUUCUCCAAGGAUGAGUUACCUGUAUACAGUACAGUGUCCCCUCUCACUCUACAUGUUCAAAACACUCUCACAACACUAUUUCAUCUGACUCAUGAUAUUAUUUAAUUUGAACUCGUUUGCCCUCCCAAUAAGCAACGUCUAUACCAUGGUUGUGUGUAUUGCUGCAUGCACUUGUUGUGGAAAAAGGAAGCUGGGCCCUUUCAUUAUGGCUGUCGUGUGGACUGUGGACACACUGCGGUUCUACCUCGGUCAUCUCGGUUCACCUAAAUCAAUGUGUUCAGCAGACCCGGUUGGUGGCUGAGGACUGAAGGAAUCCACAUUGAAUUGUUAUCAUGUUGCCAUAGCUUCACCAGACUAUGGCCUAUGUCUCAGGCUCUGUCUGAAAUGGCAUCCUAUUGCCUAAAUAGUACACUUAUGAGAUGGAAAAAGAAGAAAAGAACCUUGGAUGCCAAAUACUUGCCUUUCAAAUCCCCAGGUACCCAAUUAGAAAACAGUUGGUCACAAAACGAACUAACUCCAUAGCCAGGGGGUUCUGUUAUCCAAUGACUGCUUCAUUGAUCUAUUUAGGCUUCUAAAAGCACUCUCGAUAUAGAGUGAACCUUGACUUGUGUUUUUCUUGGUUGGGGAUGUGGUAAUGGCUCCAUUGUUUGGAAUAUCUGAACAUAUUCCUGGCCGUAGGUUGGCACGUAGAAGCUGAGAUAGAGGAAGCAUUUGUCCCCCUUCUCUCUCUCUCUAGUCCAUGGCCUGUUUUCCAGCGUUGGAAAAAGGUCUGGUUCUUCAGAAGGAAUUCAGACAGAACAUACUCUGCUAAUCUGCUUACUGUCUUGAGCAAUUUCAGUUGGACUUUUUAAAGCCGUCACAUAAAAAUACCAUGGGAGACAGGGAAAUUAGUGACGGUUAGGAGAAGUAGUGGAGUCUAGGAGUUGGAUUUAUAUGACUGUAAGUGGAACCAAAAACGUUUUCCGUCAUGUCUGGUAACCAUUACCGACAAGACAUUAUGUUUUUUAUGAUGCAAUUAUAAAAAAACGGCAAAGUUAUGGGUGACAGGUUUGUCGCUAGUUAGCCUGCGUUGAACCUCAGUGUCACUGUUCCCAAACUACUGACUGUAUGUAACCGUAUUAACGACCUUAGUCCAACACCUAGCGACCUCGUCCAGAGGUUUCAGACCGCUAAGAUGUUUGGCUAACAGUCACAAAAACCCCAAUAUUAUGAGUUGAUUGAUUAUUAUUAGGAGCCCAGCCCAUAUGGGUUAACAAGACCCUAAUUGAUACAUACAUGUGAUCAUUAUUCAUGAUUCUGAAUGUGUCUGUUUUGACCUCUACAGGUGUACCCAUGCAGCAACGAUAAGGAGUGCACUGUAGGAAGCUACUGCCACAGCCCUCAGCAAGCACCCUCCCGCUGUCUCACCUGCCGACGGAGGAAGAAGCGUUGCCAUAGAGACGCCAUGUGCUGCCCCGGCAACCGCUGCAGCAACUGUACGUUGUCUUGACUGACCCCUCUUAUCUCUCAUAAGUCAGCAUAUCUUAAGUCGGUGUGAAGUGAACGCAUAUCAGGCACAACACAUUGUUUUUUAAGGGUUCGAUUUAGCACACUACGUCUCUGUCAUCUAUGUAGCACAGAGGAAAGUUCAAUGAGGGAGCAAUUACAUUCAAACCAUAUUGAACACAUGCUUUCUACCCAUAGGUCAGCACUGAAUGCUCCUCUCUCUGCUCUGUGUUGUCUGAGAGAUGAACUGCAAUAGACAUUAAUGAUAACCGCAUGUGCUAGUCACAGGGAAGCUGUAAUGGCAAUAUGAUCUCUAAUAACACAAGUUAAACAUCUUGGUUUGUGUCCUAAUGCCAACUAUGGAAGACGGCAUAUGACACUGGAUCUUUCAAACCCUGUCUUGUCUUUAGCUGCAAUGAUAUCAAUCAAGCCUUAUUAUAUGGUGGUUGUGCUCACAUCUAACUUCUCUCUCUCCGCUGGCCGUAUCAAUGUAGAUAUCUGCGUCCCUAUCUCGGAGAGCGUCCUCUCACCUCACAUCUCAGCCUUGGAUGACCACAACAAGCUCUCCACCAAGGAUAGCGCCGCCGACUGGAAGAAGAGUGGGAAAGCAGCGCAGGCCAAACACUCUGUUAAAGGUACAGAUUUAGAUCUGAUUUCACCUCCGUGUUAUACACCUGUAAAACAGGCCAGGGUUUAAAUAGUAUUUGAAAUCUGCUUAAAAUGCUUUGAGCGUUCGAUUGAGAUUGCCUGGAGAGCCUGGAGAGAUGGGUGGGGUUUUGUACUUUUGGAACUACUCCAUUGGUUCCAUUGCACCAGGCAAGCUCAGACAAGCACAGCUAUUGUAUUUGAAAGAUAUUUGAUACUACUUGAACCCAGGUCUGAAGACCGCCUCUCGGCCUGGCCUGGGAGAAGAUAUACAGUCAUAUGUAAAUAUGAAGGGAUCUCUGUUGUCUUUUCCUAUUUUGAAAUCUCAAUAUCUCACGCUGAUCCUGGUCCAAGGCGCCACAUCUCUGUUGUCCCUGUUCUCUGUUACUUGUCUGUAGUCACACGGAGUUAAAGAGACGCCAGUCCGCAAACGACCGCGAUAAUUACCCGCUAGCUCGUAUAUCAGCAGCAAACCUGGGAGACCACGGCUCAGCAUGGGGGCCUGGCUGAGAGAAACCAAACCACAGUGGCCCCUUGCUGUUCCCCGCAGCACCUACAUAAACCAGGCACACAAACACUCUCGCUGACAGCACCACGCUGUCUCAUAUACAUUCAUGAAACCACAGAAUGUAGAGUUGGCGAGGUUCGUAGUAGUAAUAAUAACUGGAGUUAUUAUUGAGUCCCCUUUUGGCAUUCGUUUUAGCCUGACUCAACAAGUGAAUAGGCCUACACUUUGUGUAAGCAGUGUUGUUGUCAAUAAAGUUCUACCUCUAAUGAGACACCUUAAUGGCGGUGCAAUGAUUGCCCUCUGGAGAAAUGUUAGCCGCAAUGCUAAAGAGCCAGUAUAAAAAGGGUGCAGUAUUUGAGGUCGUUUUGAGGAAACGCUAGGCCUAUUCACUUUUUAAUUUGCGUCUUACUCUCGUCUCACUUCGCCUCUACAACUCAAUUGCAGUGACUUUUUGCAGUGUCCCUAAAAUGUUCAUUUGGAGGGAGAGGCGAGAGAGCAACACAACAUAUUAAACAUUCCAUUAAGGCUGAGCACUGAGUGGGAACUUCAUGCUGUUGAUUGGAACUUCAUUUCGUAACAAGCCCCUUACAAGAAACGGAGGUUUUGUCAGUGUUACAGGACGGCUGGUGUGUGUGUCGAGAAAGGCCCUCUGGCAAAGGGGGUUGUUUCACAGAAAACUUGCAUGACUAAAUAAUGUAUCAUAAAUAUUUGUUGUACUAAUUACAUCCUUUGAAAGAGGUAAUAUAAACCUCCUGCCAAGAAUAUCAAGUUCUACCCGAAAUGGGUUGAUUUAGUUGAUAAAUCAGGAAAGAGGUUCACUCUAAUUUUACAAGGGUCUAAGUACAUUCCAGUCCACUAAUAUAAUAGCCCUGUAAUGCAAUUUGAAUUGAGAUGAGAAGAAAGCUAGGGGUAUGUUUCAGCUCUUUCCUAUGGAAGUCAAAACAAGGAUAAUGGGUAAUGAUUGUGCAUUUCCUAUAGCUUAGUAGUUGGGGGGUUUUUCCUGUAGAGUGUAAUGUACAUUUCACAUGUAAAAGCAUGAUUACUCUCUACAUAUUGAUGGGUUUAGGGUUUAUGGGGCACAGGACCGAGGUUGGAAAACCCUGCUCCAAACCACACAGACAUUCAAUUUUUUGCAUUCCAUAGUCUAGAACAGGGAUGGGCAACUUUGAUGGGGGUGGGGGCCGCAGUUGCUCCACCCAUCAAUGGGGGCCCCCUGGGCUCUAAUUCAACCUUGAUAGAUAGCUGGCCGCUGAGUCCGAGGGCCUUCCCCGCAGACCGCCAGUUGCCUAAAUAAGGAAUGAUAAUGGUAUUCUAUACUAGUACAUGCAGUAAAAGGUUAGAGUAUAUAUACAUACUGAAAAGUACUGGAAAGUACUGAAAAGUAAGAAAAGGCCUAUGUUUUGCAUGUGCACCCUGCAUCUUCACUCAUACUAGUCCAUGCUAACACUCCUGUCUCUCCCUCCCUUGACCAGGACACGAGGGCGACCCAUGCCUGCGCUCGUCGGACUGCUCCGAGGGCUACUGCUGCGCCCGCCACUUCUGGACCAAGAUCUGCAAGCCGGUGCUGCGGCAGGGCGAGGUGUGCACCAAGCAGAGGAAGAAAGGCUCCCACGGCCUGGAGAUCUUCCAACGCUGCGACUGUGCCAAGGGCCUCUCCUGCAAGGUCUGGAAGGACGCCACCUCCUCCUCCAAGUCCAGGCUUCACAUGUGCCAGAGGAUCUGA